Molecule: messenger RNA, 1188 nt
Organism: Daldinia decipiens
Lineage: Eukaryota; Fungi; Ascomycota; Sordariomycetes; Xylariales; Hypoxylaceae
Product: heterokaryon incompatibility protein-domain-containing protein
Exons: 2
Coding region: 223-1071 (282 amino acids)
Source: RefSeq, a predicted model, not a curated record
GUAAUAAUACUUGUUUAAAUUCAAGCACUCGGGCAUUUAAGCAUAACUUAUAUAAAAUAAAUCUAAAGCAAGUAUGGCCAUUUAUAAAUUUUGUGAUAAAUGCGCAACUUUAAACCUUACACGCGCAGUCUUUACACAAGAUACGGAUGGAAGAUGGGACACGGAGACGUGGCGGCCGGUCUUGAGCGGGUUUAAAUCCGAGCUUCAGAAGCGGUACAAUACAUGUGGCCUUUGCCGCCUCCUAUUGUUGACACUAAACGCCAAUACAUACGGUAUGUCCGAUCAGGAGGAAGACUUCGAGUGGGAGGCUGCAUGGGUGAACUUGUUGAAGACGAAACAGCCAUCGAUGAGCCGUUAUAUGGUCGCCACCGUGGUCUAGAUGUUGAUAUUGAUCGCAUCCUCUCCUGGUUCCAAUGGUGCCAGCGGGAACACAGCGAUAAUUGUUCGGCUGCUUUCCUCAAAACUACCCAACGGCCUGUUCCAACACUGAUGAUCGACGUUGUUGACAAGUGUCUCAGACCAGCUGACACGGGGGUUAAAUACACUGCGCUGAGUUACGUAUGGGGGCGAAACAAUGAACCACAAACCCGAGAAUCUACUUUACAAGAAUUCUCCGAAGUAGGCGCUUUUGACCGAGUGAAUCUUCCACGUACUAUCGAGGACGCUAUUGUCGUUACCAUCGCUCUUGGCUUUCGUAACCUGUGGAUCGAUUCAUUAUGCAUUGUGCAAGACCGGGAGAAGGAAAAACUCGACCUUAUCAACGCAAUGGACUCGAUAUAUAGUCAAGCCGCUUUAACCCUUGUGGCUGCAACCGGAGACACUGCGCACUCGGGUUUGAGUGGCUGGUCAAGAGAGUCUCGGGAGGAAGUGCAGGAGUUAACCGCGACCGUUGCUUCAGACCUGACAAUAGGGGUAUCACCUCCAUGUGGACAUCUGAUUGAGACAUGUGAUUGGGUACAGAGAGGGUGGACUUACCAGGAAGGUGUUCUAUCUAAUCGCUGCUUAAUAUUUCUCGAAGGGCAAAUCUACUUCAUCUGUCAAAAAAAUCUCUGGCGUGAGGAUCUAGUGUGAGGACUACCGACAACUAACUUCUCAGGCUCUCCUUUCUUGGGAAGACCCGACGAAAAUUGGAAUUCAUCUCCCCAGCGAAUCCUUGAAGAGUUGAUUGGAUAUUAUUCACCACGAAUU